Trametes versicolor FP-101664 SS1 is the source of this 441-nucleotide messenger RNA. RefSeq lists its product as uncharacterized. The transcript has a single exon. Lineage: Eukaryota; Fungi; Basidiomycota; Agaricomycetes; Polyporales; Polyporaceae. The record is from RefSeq and is a predicted model, not a curated record. Bases 1 to 441 code for a protein of 146 amino acids.
AUGAGUUCUCGCAAGCUUCACCCGAUUCGGUCGAGGCACACUCCUGGAUUCCGGUCCUAUGCGAUAGCGCAAAUCGUCGUGGAAUGCGAUGCCCACUAUCUUCAUGCGCCGCCGGAGCUCAUGGGGGUCCAGCGACUGUCUCUGUACAUCCGGCGCUCGCAAAAUCUCGCUCCAAUUUUCAGCUCCCUCAGGCAUCGCUGGCGGCCGCGCGGACUACACAAGCAACCCACCGGCGCGCGCAACUGGGCGCGCUCUGCGACAUUGCCGGUGGGCGAGGCCGCGCACCGGUACAACAACGGGGACCCGCGCUUCGCAAGCAUGCUCCCGUCAGUGUUCUUCGCCGUCUACGACAUCGGCUCCUGGAAAGCCUUCCUCUACCUCCAGUAUUGUUCGUCCGCUGCGUUGUUGAUUGGCCUCGGGAAGCUACCUUCAAGAGCCUAA